Gadus macrocephalus (Pacific cod) is the source of this 469-nucleotide messenger RNA. RefSeq names its product histone H1-like. The transcript is spliced from 2 exons. Gene Ontology annotation, biological process: nucleosome assembly. NCBI's taxonomy places the organism in Eukaryota, Metazoa, Chordata, Actinopteri, Gadiformes, Gadidae. The coding region runs from base 1 to 417 and encodes 138 amino acids. The record is from RefSeq and is a predicted model, not a curated record. Gene Ontology annotation, cellular component: nucleosome. Gene Ontology annotation, molecular function: structural constituent of chromatin; DNA binding.
AUGUUGAUAGCUAAUAACUUCCGAGGCAAGGUUGCCGUGAAAAGCCUGGUGACGAAGGGAGUUCUUGUCAAGACCAAGGACACCGGGGCCUCCGGGUCUUUCAAGGUGAACAGGGAAGCUAAGAAGGCUGUGGCACCUAAAGUCAAGAACACCGCCGUGAAGAAACCAGCCGCUGUCAAGAAGGCUUCACCAAAGAAGGCAAAGAAGCCCGCGGCCAAAAAGCCUGCCGCCGCGAAGAAGACUACCCCGAAGAAGGUGAAGAAGGUUGCCACGCCCAAGAAGGCAAUUGCCAAGAGCCCCAAGAAAGUCCCCAAGAGCCCCAAAAGAGCAGCCAAGCCCGCUGCUAAGAAGACUCCCGCAAAGAAGGUGACAAGCUCAAAGCGGCCAAGAAGGCAACCCCUAAGAAGAAGUAGAUGAUCUCACUAUUAUGUUUAAAAACCCAAAAGGCUAACGGUUUAUUCUAUCAGAG